This is a messenger RNA of Suillus fuscotomentosus, 1461 nucleotides long. RefSeq lists its product as uncharacterized. Gene Ontology annotation, biological process: protein phosphorylation. Gene Ontology annotation, molecular function: protein kinase activity. The record is from RefSeq and is a predicted model, not a curated record. Lineage: Eukaryota; Fungi; Basidiomycota; Agaricomycetes; Boletales; Suillaceae. Bases 1 to 1461 code for a protein of 486 amino acids. The transcript is spliced from 3 exons.
AUGCUGAGACUUUGGAAGGUCAACCUGCCUUUCAGCGACGCGCUCAAGCAUACUCUUGAGAGCCUGGAACCACAUCGCGAUAAGCCAUUGUCACCCGUAGAUGGAAUGCUCAAGGUUUUUGACAGUCCUCCUCAACGUGAGGACCUGCAUAUUGUUAUCCAACCACUACCCGCUGGCAUACAGAAAGACCCGGACCUCACCAUCCACUGGGAUCGACCCCCUUCGGCUGCACACACUAUACCCAGCACGCUUCUUCAUCCAAUCUUCGGUGCAUUCAUGGACGACUGUGAAAAUCACGAACCAACGCCAGACGAUAAUAAGCUGGUCAUGGCACUGUCGGCGACUAUGUCUGGCUUCUUCACAGACGAGACGGGACGAGCUUCCAAAUUCCGUGAACUCCUGCGGCAGCACGACAUCGACCUAAGGGCCACGACAAUCGACGGCAGCAACUACACCACCGACGGUGAUGUGCAGUACAAAGGCUUCCGCUAUGCAAUUGCCGAAGUCAAGAACGAGAUAGGGUCCACGAAGGCCGAACCCCACAUGCAAGUCCUUUCAUAUUAUAUACAUUCCACGACCUCUUUCUCGAAGGAGAAGCCUGCAUUUAGGUUUCCCUGUAUAGCAAUCACACUCUUUGGGUCACACAUCGAUUUUUCAGCCGCUGUUUGGAGUACGCGUCCGAACAUGCAGGUAAUUUCGACUGCUUUACCUCUGUUCCAUCACUACACCGAUACCAAAAUGCGUGUGAUGAUCGCGCGGCACGUUGGUGCGCUUAGGAAAGCUCUUCUGUCUCUAUCGGAAUGCUACGAACGCAUGUCAUCAAACACUACGUCUCCUUCUACUGAUCCACACCUUAAAUUUCUGGACUCGGAAUUUCCAGAUCCCAGUUUCCCAUACCCGUAUUCUUAUACUUGCAUCGAGACAUCGUCGACGUGUCGUUUCACGUACUGCCAUCAAAUGGAUACCACCAAGCUGCUCUUUUCCGCCAAGACAACCGACGACAAGAUGCUCUGCAUCAAGUUCGUCCGUCGUUACUCUAAGGAAGUACAUCAACGAUGUGCUUCCGGCGGCUUCGCUCCAGUACUCUACGGCUUUGAACACCUACCGGGCGGCUGGUACAUGGUUGUGAUGGAGAUUAUCACAGAUGAUUACUGUUGUCUUGGGGAACUUUCCGUUCCUUACCCGCAUCACGACGCGCUCACUGCGGGACUCCAGUCUCUUCACCAAGAAAAUUAUGUUCAUGGAGACAUUCGAAAUACAAACGUUAUGGUAAAAAAGGAUUGCAGCCCUGGAUUCAAACUUGUGGAUUUCGACUGGUCCGGGAUAAUAGGCGAAAUCCGAUACCCAAUCAACGUAUAUCGAGGAAAACGUCUAUGGAGGCCUGCUGGAGCAGAAGACGGACAGUUGAUCCUGGCUGAACAUGAUAUUCAGAUGUUGCACGCCAUGUUGCUUCGAGUUUGA